CGUGUGUAGUGUGUUGUGGUGGAGCCAACAUGGCGGCUCCUCUGGAAGUGAUAGUGAGCAGCGACUCCGGGUCUCAGCUCUGGAACAGCACCGUGUUCGACCUGCACAGCGGCUCCAGCCUGCUGUCUUACCGGGGAGGGAACAGCGCGGCCCGGACACUGACCGUCCUCAGCGGGCAGUACCUGCUGUCCGCCCAGGUGGCCAAGAACUUCAUCAACGUGUGGGAAAUCCAGAGGAAGGAUCAGCUGCAGCAGAAGAUCGUGUGUCCAGGUGUGGUCACCUGUCUGACCGCCUCACCUAACGGGCUCUUCCUCACUGCCGCCAUCGCUGAGGCCAUUUAUCUGUGGGAGGUGUCGACAGGUAAGCUGCUGUGUGUCCUCAGUCGUCAUUAUCAGGAUGUCACCUGUCUGAAGUUCACAGAUGACAGCAGCCAUUUUGUCUCUGGAGGAAAAGACAACAUGGCUCUGGUGUGGAGCCUGUCCAGUGCUAUCCAGCUGGAUCUAAGCCACACCCCUGAGCCGCGGCACAUCCUUUCUCGUCACUCUCUGCCAAUCACAGACCUGCACUGUGGCCUGAUGGGAGCUCAGGCCAGAAUAGCCACCGCCUCCUUAGACCAAACCGUCAAGGUGUGGGAGUUGUCCUCUGGCGAGCUGCUGCUGUCCGUCCUGUUUGACGUGGAGAUCAUGUCGGUGACCUUUGACCCCAGCGAGUACUUCCUGUUCUGUGGAGGCAGCGACGGAAACAUUUUCCAGGUGUCUCUGUGCAGCCAGAGUCUCAGUCGGGACAAAUCCUUCCAGUCCGACAACGAUGGGAACCAGGUCUUCAAAGGACACAGGAACCUGGUGACGUGUCUCUCGGUGUCGAUGGACGGGACUCUCCUUCUCUCUGGGUCGCAUGAUGAGACGGUUCGACUCUGGGACGUCCAAAGCAAACAGAGCAUCCGCUGCCUCGCUCACAAAGGUCCGGUGACGAACGCCAUCAUCAUGGCGGCUCCUGCUAACAUGUUCCUGCCCGACAGUCGGCCUGCCAUCCCUCUGCCACGCUUCAGCCGACACCUGCACGCCUCCGAGGGCGACGGGGGCGAGUCAGGAGAGGUGUGCGUCCGACUCGGACCCUACACUCAGGAGGAGGAGGAGACGUACCUGCAGAAAGCUGACCGGCUGAACUCGCUGAUGAACGCUGUGACUGACAAGUCGGUGUUCGGUGACGGCGAGAACACGAAGGUUCGAGUCGCAGAGCUCGAAGAAGAAGUUCAGACGCUGAAGAAGGUCAACAAAGAUCUGUACGACUUCUCCAGCCAGCUGCUCACCAAGCCCACAUAGACACAUGUACA
Messenger RNA from Micropterus salmoides (largemouth bass), 1333 nucleotides. RefSeq names its product WD repeat-containing protein 18-like. Gene Ontology annotation, molecular function: protein binding. Lineage: Eukaryota; Metazoa; Chordata; Actinopteri; Centrarchiformes; Centrarchidae. Bases 30 to 1322 code for a protein of 430 amino acids. Gene Ontology annotation, biological process: rRNA processing; DNA-templated DNA replication. The record is from RefSeq and is a predicted model, not a curated record. The transcript is spliced from 10 exons. Gene Ontology annotation, cellular component: nuclear pre-replicative complex.